AGGCUCCAUCCGUUUCCCAUCUCUCCAGGAUGAGAGAGGUUUGGGUUCGGCUUUUCCCCUCUCCCUGUAGUUGAUAGUUUUGGAACCAGAGGUGAUGCUGGAGUCGAGAUGGCAGACAGCGUGAAAACCUUCCUUCAUGACCUCGUCAGGGGAAUUAAGGACUCCAUCUGGGGCAUCUGCACCAUCUCCAAGCUGGAUGCCCGGAUCCAGCAGAAAAGGGAAGAGCAGAGGCGGAGGAGAGCAAACAGCGCGCUGGCCCAGCGGAGGUUUCACAUGGAAGAGAAGAAGCAAGAGAACGAACCCCGGAUAGUGAGCCGGAUAUUUCAGUGUUGUGCCUGGAACGGAGGCGUAUUCUGGCUUAGUCUCUUCUUGUUUUACCGUGUAUUUAUACCUGUCCUUCAGUCGGUCACGGCACAGAUCAUCGGUGACCCUUCCUUGCACGGCGACGUCUGGUCCUGGCUGGAGUUCAUCCUCACCUCCAUUUUCAGCGCCCUCUGGGUCCUUCCCCUCUUUGUGCUCAGUAAGGUUGUCAAUGCCAUCUGGUUUCAGGACAUCGCGGAUCUGGCAUUCGAAGUGUCCGGCAGGAAGCCUCAUCCCUUUCCCAGCGUCAGCAAAAUCAUCGCCGACAUGUUGUUCAACCUCUUGCUGCAGGCGCUCUUCCUCAUCCAGGGGAUGAUCGUGAGCCUCUUCCCCAUCGACCUGGUGGGCCAGCUGAUCAGCCUCCUCCACAUGUCCCUGCUCUACUCCCUCUACUGCUUCGAGUACCGCUGGUUUAACAAAGGCAUCGAGAUGCACCAACGGUUGUCCAACAUCGAGAGAAACUGGCCCUACUACUUCGGCUUCGGCUUGCCGCUGGCUUUCCUCACGGCCAUGCAAUCUUCUUACAUCAUCAGCGGUUGCCUCUUCUCCAUCCUUUUCCCUCUCUUCAUCAUCAGCGCCAACGAAGCGAGGACCCCCAGCAAAACCUACCACUUCCAGCUCCGGCUCUUCUCCUUGGUGGUUUUCCUCAGCAACAGACUCUUUCACAAGACCGUUUACCUUCAGUCCGCCCUCGGGGGUGCUUCCCCUUCCUCUUCCUCUUCCUCCUCCUCCGACCGCCUCCUCUCCCCCCAGCCCUCUCCUGCCAAACACCACACACAGCCCAAAAAAACCCCACUGCGAACUCCCACCCCAAAAGACCCUUCAGGCAGAGAAACAGACUUGUCCUCUGCCCUGAAGAAGUUCUGGUCCCUGUAA
Charadrius vociferus (killdeer) is the source of this 1236-nucleotide messenger RNA. RefSeq names its product etoposide induced 2.4 (gene EI24). Lineage: Eukaryota; Metazoa; Chordata; Aves; Charadriiformes; Charadriidae. Gene Ontology annotation, biological process: macroautophagy. The transcript is spliced from 11 exons. The record is from RefSeq and is a predicted model, not a curated record. Gene Ontology annotation, cellular component: endoplasmic reticulum. The coding region runs from base 109 to 1236 and encodes 375 amino acids.